AGGCUUCAUUAGCUUAUUUAGCUAAAAGAGAACAACUUUUGAGGACAAACUACGAUUGUUGACUUCUACAUUGCGAUUAUUACCAAAUACCUACAAAGAAAAGCCCACUGAGGCCAUUUUUUCAUCCCACUUCUUCAUUGAGGACUGGAAACGAUAAAUUGUCCAAAAGCAGAGGAAAAUUUCCUGCUGAAGUGACUGAUGUCCACACUGUUGUAAAGAUGGCGUUUAUUAAAGAGGAGAGUGAAGAUGUGAAGAUUGAAGAAACAUUCACAGUCAAACAGGAAGAUCUGCAGGAACAAACAGACCUGAUGUUGCUGAAAGAAAAGACUCAUCAACAGAAUGAAAUGGAAGAGAAACAGCAAGACAUGACGACUGAUGAAAAACCCACACUGACGAAAAAGACUUUGUCAUGUGGAAGACCUCGGAAAUCCAAACUUAGGUGUAAUUUCAGCUGUAAACAGUGUGGAAAAAGUUUCAGUCAGAAGCCAAAGCUUGAUGUUCACAUAAGAGAUCACACUAGGGAGAAAGCUUAUACUUGCGAACAGUGUGGAAAGAGCUUCUAUAAUACAAGAAACCUAACAGUGCACAUGAGAAUUCACACUGGAGAAAGGCCGUACACAUGCCAACAGUGUGGGAAAAGCUUCCAUAAAACAGGAAACUUAACAGUGCACAUGAGAAUUCACACUGGAGAGAGGCCAUACACAUGCCAACAGUGUGGGAAAAGCUUUCAAACUACAGGAAACUUAACAGUGCACAUGAGAAUUCACACUGGGGAGAAGCCUUACUCUUGCCCUCAGUGUGGAAAAAGUUAUAGUCAAAAUAGCACCCUUGAAGUCCACAUGAGAACUCACAAUGGAGGAAAAACUUUUGUUUGCACACAGUGUGGUAAAAGUUUUGUUAAAAAACAAAAUCUUGACCUCCACAUGAGGAUUCACACUGGAGAGAAACCUUACACAUGCACAGAGUGUGGUAAAAGUUUCCCAUAUAAAAGCACACUCAAACACCACAUGAUAGUUCACACCGGAGAGAAGCCGUUUGCAUGUGCGCAGUGUGGAAAGAGCUUCACAUGUAAUGCUAACCUCAGGAACCACAUGAAUGGUCACACUGGAACCAUAGUGUUCACAUGUGAUCUGUGUGGAAAGAGUCUCACACACAAAUACUCCAUAAAGAACCACAUGAAGACUCACUCAGGAGAGCGUUUUAUAUGCAUUGAGUGUGGAAAGGGCUUUAAACAUAAAAGAAGCCUCAGCAAUCACAUGGAGCUUCACAAUGGAGAGCAGAGUCCUCAAAAUUAAGGCCUUGUCCACACAAACAUGAGUAUAUGCAUAACAGCAGCCUUUUCAUGUAGUUUGGCUGUUGAUUGACGUGAGGUUUAUUUAUAAACUACUUUCGAGAGGAUCACAUGCUUAUGAUUGUCCACGGCUGGUUCCACAUUAACCAACACAUGAUUCACCAAUCAGACGAUUCCUAACUCACUAUAAAUAACCAGAGUUUCUAACCUUAGUUAUCUUUAUCUUGAGGAAUUCCCCUCCCACCCCUACUCCUCCUCCUUUCUAGAAUGGGCAACACAGCAGCCCAGUGAUUAGUAUUGUUGCCUCACAGAAAGAUUGUCACAGCAAGAAGAGCCCUCACUGAACUGGUUGAUAUUUGUGGAGAGUUUGCUUAUUCUCCCCAUGCUCACAUGGGUUUUCCCCAGUUUCCUUCCACAGCCCAAAAACACGUAACCUAAGUAAACUGAAUAUUCUAAAUUGGCACCGUAGUCAAGUUCUUAGAAGCCAUAUAUCUCCCUUUAGCUAUCUGGAUAUCUGUCAUUAGAACAGAAACAAGUCGGGGGAGUUCAUUAAGAUCUACCUGAGCUCAAACUCCUCUCUCACCCUGCUAACGAGAGGUAGCCCAGGGCUCGAGGAUGAUCUUUUGGUUAGGAUGAUAUUUUGAUUAUGAUCUUUAUGCUCUCUCCCAUGACAGCAUGCCAAACCAGUGUGAACUUUUAAAAACAUACCAAAUUACUGGAAAUAAAACGCUUUGAACACCUGAAGAUUUAAACUCAAUUACUAAAAAAGAGUGAAGAUUUUGACAACUGUUUUGUUGUGUAGAUCAGCCCAGUACCAGGUUGUGAGAGUUGCUAUUGGGCUGCAAGAACGCAUAACUCUUUAUGUUGAUAGAUUGUAUGACUUGUUUCGUAUGCAAUCAAGUAUCAACGUCUAAAAAAGUGGAAACCAAAUAAGCUACAUCAACUCAAGAGAUGUGACCCAACCAAAGCAGUUGGAAAUUCUCGGGGGAGUUACAUCCUUUGUUAUAGUGUCUCACAGACAGUAAUUUGGGUUAAAUUACUUGAAAACCAACGAGUUAACAUCACUGCUGAGGAACUGCAUCAUUCUUUGUCUUCAAUAAACUUUUCCCCCUGUAA
Molecule: messenger RNA, 2407 nt
Organism: Danio rerio (zebrafish)
Lineage: Eukaryota; Metazoa; Chordata; Actinopteri; Cypriniformes; Danionidae
Source: RefSeq, a predicted model, not a curated record